Molecule: messenger RNA, 318 nt
Organism: Metarhizium brunneum ARSEF 3297
Lineage: Eukaryota; Fungi; Ascomycota; Sordariomycetes; Hypocreales; Clavicipitaceae
Cellular component (GO): membrane
Source: RefSeq, a predicted model, not a curated record
AUGCCUCAACUCGAAACCUCAUCCUACGCCCUUGCCGCGCUCACUGCCGGCGGCGGUAUAAUGGGCUACGUCCGCACAAGAUCCAUGCCCUCAAUCAUAGCAGGAACCGCUGUCGGUGUCCUCUACGGACUUGGUGGCUACCGCAUCCAGAACCAGCAGCCCUACGGCGUCGAGUUGAGUCUCUUGGCCUCAGUUGUUCUCGGAGGAUCCGCCAUUCCCCGCGCAAUUCGCCUCCGAAAGCCCGUCCCGGUGCUGCUUAGUGUUCUGUCAGUCUUUGGUCUCUUUACCUUUGGCCGGGCGUACCAACAAAAGUUGUAA